UCUCAGGAGGUAUGUAGGCAAGUACACUUCCAGCUAUUUCACUGGUUCCGGGGGGGGGAGGAAUUUUCUUGAACCGUCCAUGUCGAACGUAACUAUGAAAGGGGAAAGACAUUCGAGCGAUGCUUCCUCGGAAGCUAUCUAUAUCUGUGGGCUUUCGAUCAGUUGGCCAAGCCGAACCGUUUAACGCCAUAUUCUUGAACCAUCUAGAAUAUGCGGUGUACUCAACGGAAAUACUUGCCAAUGGAAAUACACCAAUCUUCAGGGCACCCUUUGACUUCCUCUCGUGCUCCUCCUACCAAGAGCUAUCCGAAAUACCUACGGUUUACCAAGCCCAAGCAUCACUCUCAACGCCCAUAUUUCAAGGGGGCUUGUAUUUCAGACACUCUGACGGAAGCGCUCUAUUGUAUGAACAGUGUGCGAGGUGCGGAAUACUAGCUGUUUAUCGUAUCAAAGGCUGUUUCCAGAUUGGGAAGGCAUGGAAGGGUUUCGUCGUGGAAGCCCCGGUAACUUUCAGGGGCACAAACUUCCGCUGCGGAAGUUACCAUACAAACUCAGCUGUAGAUCUCUAAAAGAAAUCAUUGUUCUUUGUAGUCUAGGGAAUCAAUUGCAUCUGAAUGGAAGGUGUAACAUGAUUGUAUUCUGUGGAUGUAUAUCGGAGCGGUGUCGGAUAUGCGGCACUUUUAUGUUUGCCUUUUUUUCGUCCCCUUCUAGAAUCACCACUUUUUUCUAGAAGAUGAUACGAGGCGUGGAUGACGCAUAAUAAACAAGCUAUAUAUCGAGCGACUGAUGUGACGUUUCUAGAAAAGGUUUAACUUACUAGGGAUUA
This is a messenger RNA of Aspergillus pseudotamarii, 826 nucleotides long. RefSeq lists its product as uncharacterized. NCBI's taxonomy places the organism in Eukaryota, Fungi, Ascomycota, Eurotiomycetes, Eurotiales, Aspergillaceae. The record is from RefSeq and is a predicted model, not a curated record. The transcript has a single exon. The coding region runs from base 120 to 569 and encodes 149 amino acids.